This is a messenger RNA of Nematolebias whitei (Rio pearlfish), 1683 nucleotides long. It is a transcript of the gene atxn7l3b, whose product is annotated as ataxin 7 like 3b. The record is from RefSeq and is a predicted model, not a curated record. Lineage: Eukaryota; Metazoa; Chordata; Actinopteri; Cyprinodontiformes; Rivulidae. Bases 195 to 881 code for a protein of 228 amino acids. Gene Ontology annotation, molecular function: transcription coactivator activity. The transcript is spliced from 10 exons. Gene Ontology annotation, biological process: positive regulation of DNA-templated transcription; regulation of transcription by RNA polymerase II. Gene Ontology annotation, cellular component: SAGA complex; DUBm complex.
ACUCCUGUCUGAUCUCUGAUGUAAAGAUGGAUGCCUGUCGGAAUUGGCUUUAAGAGUGGGAAGCAACUCGGCUCCGUGUUCAGCGUGCAGUUGGGGGUUUGUGCUCCUUGUCCUCUGCAGUCCUGUUCUGGCCAAUGCUGGCUGCAGCUACAGCAUGACCACAGCAGCGUCUGCUCAUCUGGUACUUCUGGCAAAUGAAAAUGGAGGAGGUUUCAAUGUCCAGCCUGGACAACAGCAAGCUGGAGGCCCUAGCUCAGGACAUCCUGUCAGACCUGGUGGAGGAUGCAUGCCUAGGGCUUUGCUUUGAGGUGCACCGGGCUGUUAAACAGGGCUACUUUUUCCUGGACGACACGGACCAAGAAAGCAUGAGGGACUUUGAAAUCGUUGACCAGCCUGGACUGGAUGUGUUCGGCCAAGUGUUCAACCAGUGGAAAAACAAGGAGUGCGUUUGUCCCAACUGCAGCCGGAGCAUCGCCGCCUCACGCUUCGCCCCCCACCUGGAGAAAUGCCUCGGGAUGGGACGAAACAGCAGCCGAAUAGCAAACCGCAGAAUAGUCACUGGUAACAACACCAACAACAAGUCGGAGAGCGACCAAGAAGAUAACGACGACGUCAAUGAUAAUGACUGGUCUUACGGGGCGGAAAAGAAAGCAAAGAAAAGAAAGUCAGAUAAGAAUCCAAACUCACCAAGAAGAUCCAAAUCCUUCAAGCAUAAAAGCAGUACAGCCAGUAAAGCCAGUCAGGACGGUGAAGCCCACGCACCACCCAAAGACUCGUACACCGCUCCUGCACGGCCAGUGGGUAUGAUGGGUCCUAGACGUCGUUUGGACAACCAGGAGAGUCCACGCAUGUUGAUGAAAGACGAGACAUUUUCUCAGUAACGCACUUGGCAACAAAAACACUUUGUUUUGUUUGUGUGGGAACGGAACACACAGAAAAAAAGACCAGUGGCACUGGAGCUUUGGUUCUUUAUGCUGUCAAACCAAUGGACGUUUAGAGGUGACAUUUGUGUUUGCUGCUCAGCAGGAGCAGCCUGAAACAUCCCAGUCUGGACUUGAAUGACUUUAUUUUUAUUCACAGAAUCAUUGUACCAAAACCAAUUUUUUUUUUAAACUUUUGUUUUAGUUAAUUUUUAGUCCAAAAAAUUUGGGAUUUUGUUGGCGUGUCCUGCUCAGAGGAAGAAUCUUGUGAAACUGAUGCAGUGGCUGAGACAGCUGGGCUAAGUGAGAAAAAUCUGCACAUACAGUAUUUUGUUUCCUAAAACACAAGAGAUUAGUUGAACUGCUAUUAUUUUACAUUUUCAAAUCACAUUCUUUAAAAAGAAUAUGUCAAAGACAAUCAUGAUGAUGGUUUGUCUUUUGUUAUCCCUGUCAGGGCUCCAGUUCUGCAGCUGAAUCGCAACACGAGCAGCUCUGUUUGUCAUUCACCUGUGGAACCUCGUUGGAAAAGGUUCACAAAAUGAACAUGUAAUUGUACAAAACAGCUGCUGGCUGAAAGCAGCAGGUUUCUGUUUGGCUUUCUCUCUCGGUGGAUAGAUCGGCUUGUUUUCUAGCAUUCAAAUGCGUCUCUUUGUAUCAUGUUUACAUUGUAAAGGGUUGCAUAUGUCCUUGGUGUGAUGUGAUAGUGUAAAUAUUCUAAAAGGUAAAAUGCUGCUAUCAUGGCUCAGUUUGUUUCAUCUGUCUA